This is a messenger RNA of Tinamus guttatus (white-throated tinamou), 1242 nucleotides long. RefSeq names its product Gfo/Idh/MocA-like oxidoreductase domain containing 2 (gene GFOD2). Gene Ontology annotation, cellular component: extracellular matrix. Gene Ontology annotation, biological process: extracellular matrix organization. Gene Ontology annotation, molecular function: nucleotide binding. The record is from RefSeq and is a predicted model, not a curated record. NCBI's taxonomy places the organism in Eukaryota, Metazoa, Chordata, Aves, Tinamiformes, Tinamidae.
GCCUGCGUGUAGACCCUGACGCUGCAUGAAGGCAGAAUGAAAAUGCUCCCGGGCGUGGGUGUUUUUGGGACUGGCAGCGCUGCCCGGGUGCUGGUCCCCUUGCUGAGAGCAGAAGGCUUCUCCAUCGAGGCGCUCUGGGGGAAGACCGAGGAGGAAGCCAAGCAGCUGGCUGAGGAAAUGAACAUCUCCUUCUACACGAGCCGCACUGACGAUGUCUUGCUGCACCAGGACGUGGAUCUGGUUUGCAUCAACAUCCCUCCACCGCUAACUCGGCAGAUUGCUGUGAAAGCUCUAGGAAUAGGAAAGAACGUGAUCUGCGAGAAAGCCGCUACCUCUGUGGACGCCUUCCGGAUGGUCACAGCCGCCAGGUAUUACCCCAAGCUGAUGAGCAUCGUUGGCAACGUCCUGCGCUUCCUGCCCGCCUUUGUGAAGAUGAAGCAGCUCAUAGAGGAGCACUACGUGGGCAACGUGAUGAUGUGCGACGUGCGCGUGUACGGCGGGAGCCUGCUCAGCCACCAGUACACCUGGAUCUGCGACGAGCUCAUGGGAGGCGGCGGCCUGCACACGAUGGGCACCUACAUCAUCGACCUCCUCACCCACCUCACCGGCCGCAGAGCCGAGAAAGUCCACGGCUUGCUCAAGACUUUCGUGAAGCAGAACACGGCCAUCAGCGGCAUCCGCCACGUCACCAGCGAUGACUUCUGCUUCUUCCAGAUGCUGAUGAGCGAGGGCGUCUGCUGCACUGUGACUCUCAACUUCAACAUGCCCGGGUCGUUCACCCAUGAAGUCAUGGUGGUCGGCUCCGCCGGCCGCCUUAUAGCCCGGGGCACGGACCUGUACGGGCAGAAGAACACGGUGCUGCAGGAAGAACGACUGUUCACGGAUUCUCUGACUGUCAACAAAGGCCUUUUGGAAAAGGGGUUUAAAGACAUCCCGCUGCUCUACCUAAAAGGAAUGGUGUACAUGGUGCAAGCCUUGAGACAGUCUUUCCAAGACCAGGAGGAUCGCCGGACAUGGGAUCAUAAACCCGUUUCUAUGGCGGCUUCUUUUGAAGAUGGCCUCUACAUGCAAAGCGUUGUAGAGGCCAUCAAGAAGUCCAGCCGGUCGGGGGAGUGGGAGGCCGUGGAGGUGAUGACUGAGGAACCAGACGCCAAUCAAAACCUUUGCGAGGCGCUGCAGAGAAAUAACUUGUGAACGGUCCCGUCUUGGGUGAUGGGACCAUUAUCAUUUCUGGCUGCAACC